AAACGAACAGACGAAAUGAGCCCCAGCAAGGAGGUCGAACGCUUUGAAAACGGGGGAAGAGAGAGACUGUGAAAGAGAAAGAGGGAGAGAGAGAGAGGGCGACUGACGGACUGAGCCAGAGCAAAACCAAACCAGAGAAAAAAAAGAAGAGCAGCGAGAGCGAGACCCAUCCAAUAAGCAAUCAAUCGCUUCAUUGCCCAAGCUCCCCUCUCUCCCUCUCCCUCCCCCCUAAAUUGAUUGGACAUUGUUCAACCUUCCUGAAUAUUCCAGCCCACCACCGUCCAGAACCGCACUCUACACCCGUUCCCUUUUCAUUCCUGUAAAUUUUUGUAAGGUAUACUAUACACCGUCUGUACCAAUGGAGAUGUACGGUCGGAACCCAGCAAUGGAGGGGUCGCAAUCGGAUCCGCCGGUUGACUGGAACUCUCCAGGGGCUCAAACUGGGCUUGAAGAACCCAUGUGGCAAAUGGGAUUGGUCAGCAGGGAUUCGUACCCGGAGAGGCCUAACGAGCCCGACUGUGUCUACUACAUGCGUACUGGGUUUUGUGGCUAUGGUGCCAGGUGCCGUUACAAUCAUCCCCGCGAUCGCAGUGCGGUUCUGGGAUCUGCAAGACCCGGAGGGGUGGAGUACCCGGAGCGAGUGGGCCAACCUGUGUGCCAGUAUUUUAUGAAGACGGGAACUUGCAAAUUUGGUGCUUCCUGCAAGUACCAUCACCCGAGACAUGGAGGUGGAUCCGUGAGCCCCGUCUCACUAAAUUAUCAUGGAUACCCAUUACGACCGGGGGAGAAGGAAUGUUCCUACUAUGUUAAAACGGGGCAAUGCAAGUUUGGUGUAACCUGUAAAUUCCAUCAUCCACAACCAGCUGGUUCAUCAGUGCCGGCACCUGCAUCUUCAUUUUAUCCUAUGGUGCAGUCUCCUUCAGUUCCUUCUCAACAAUAUGGGGGAGUGGCAGCCAACUGGCAAGUUGCAAGGCCCCCACUUUUACCUGGUUCAUAUGUACAAGGGGCUUAUGGACAUGUGCUGCUUUCCCCAGGGAUGGUUUCAGUUCCUGGUUGGAGUCCUUAUCCUGCACCUGUUAGCCCAGUGGCCUCUCCUGGUACUCAACCCACUGUUGGAGGAGGUCCACUUUAUGGAGUAACACAGCUAUCACCUUCUGCACCUGCAUAUGCAGGACCUUAUCCACCAUUACCUUCUUCUGCUGGCCCUUCAAGUAGUAGUCAGAAGGAACAUGUAUAUCCAGAGAGACCUGGCCAUCCUGAAUGCCAGUAUUACAUGAGGACAGGGGAAUGCAAAUUCGGAUCCUCAUGUAAAUAUCAUCACCCCCCAGAAUGGAUUACACCAAAAACAAAUUGUAUCCUCAGCCCUAUUGGUCUCCCUUUGCGUUCGGGUGCUUCACCUUGCGCUUUCUAUACACAAUAUGGGAUAUGCAAAUUCGGACCUACAUGCAAAUUUGAUCAUCCAAUGGGGAGUCUAAGUUAUAGCCCAUCUGCAUCUUCUCUUGCUGAUAUGCCAGUUGCUCCUUACCCAGUUGGAUCUUCACUGGCUACUCUGGCUCCAUCUUCUUCUUCUUCAGAACUAAGGCCUGAAUUCAUUUUGGUAUCAAAGGAUUCUUUCUCAACCAGAAUACAAUCUUCUGAGAACACAUCCAGUGGUUCAGUUGGUUCAAUUUUCUCAAAGAGUGGACCUGUUCCUCAUUCUGCCAUCCAACCUUCUGGUCAGACAUCCACUUCAUCUUCUGGUAGCAGUAGCACGGUGCAUGGCAGUGAGGCUCGUAGUUCAAGAUGAUCAUUACAAAAUCUGGUCCUCAUUAUUCCUCUGGAUCAAAUUUCAUGAUUUUGGUAUGUUCACUGUCCUUGUACCCCAGGAACAUAAUAUAUUCAAUACUUCCUUUCCAGAUAAAAGCCUCAUUUAUCAGUCGCCGGGUUUCCAACAACAGAUCCAGUCAUAGCCCAAAUUAGGUAUAAUCAGCUUGUGUUCAUACAAUCUUUAUAUGGCCAACUCUCUCAUUUUGAAUAAGCUAUAGCCAUUGUUGAUAGGUAUAGCAACCUUAUAGUAGACAUUUUAAUAACCAAAGAAAACCCCUUUAAGAAAGCAAACAUACGCCCCUCCUGUACUUUUGUAUUUAUUUAUGCCCUGAUCUUUUCGAAGCGAAAAGGAUCAGUCAGUUCUACUUUGCUUGCUUUUUCUUUAACAGUAUUGCCACCUUUUCUGUUGUUUCCCCCUUCAUUUGGUCUUAGCUUGGGAAUGGGCAUUCAAUUUUGUUGUUCUAAGCUUAAAUACCAAAGCUUAGAAUGGGAUUUAAAGGCUUUCUGCUCCCCUUCCCUUUUUGUCCAGGGGUUUAUUGUGAAAAAGUAACUUUUGAAAGUCAAGUAGUAUUGCAUUUAUGCAACAUAUGAGACAGGAGACAUGGCUAUGUCUUUGAGACUUGUGCAUUGCUUGAUGAUGGCUGUUAUAUUUAUUAAAUACAAAAAGGAAACUUUGACAUUGUAGUAAUUUAA
Molecule: messenger RNA, 2499 nt
Organism: Nelumbo nucifera (sacred lotus)
Lineage: Eukaryota; Viridiplantae; Streptophyta; Magnoliopsida; Proteales; Nelumbonaceae
Product: zinc finger CCCH domain-containing protein 34-like
Molecular function (GO): metal ion binding; mRNA binding
Source: RefSeq, a predicted model, not a curated record